AAUCCAGUUAAGACGUGAGGGUAAAAGGCUGAAAAUUAAAAUCAAGGCUGACUUUCACGUUUAAGUCAGAGUCCAAGAGAGGAGACAUCCUCACAGACCAACUAGGAGACUAGGGGCAGUGUGAGCCGCGGGCCCGCACUGUCGCCCACACUCAAGAUGGCACCGGCCUGAGAAACACCUGCGCGGCCGUUCUAUCUCGGUUCCGGGUUCUCUCGCCCUCGUGGUGGCGUUGGAGGGCUGAAGGCCGGCAUUCUUUCCGGCUUCCGGACCCGUCUCUAUGGUGCCGGAGAGACCAGACUCCGAAGAUUGUGGCUGUAGUGGCCAGAGCGUCACGGGGGAGGCGAGGGUGGUUGGUGUCAACACGGGGCGAAGAGGGGACCGGAGCUAAGACCCUUUUCCGCCUCCCCCACCGCCCACCCGCAGGUCUGCGUGGCUUUGAGAAGGAGCUGCAGCACCCCUGGCUCACCGAACAAGGGAUGGGCUCAGAGAACAGUGCUUUGAAGAGCUACGCCCUGAAGGAGCCGCAGUUCACCUUACCCUCCGGACUUGCUGUCUACCCCGCUGUCCUGCAAGAUGGCAAACUCGCGUCGGUUUUUGUCUAUAAGAGAGAAAACGAAGAUAAGGUUAAUAAAGCUGCCAAGCACCUGAAGACCCUUCGUCACCCGUGCUUGCUAAGGUUUUUGUCUUGCACUGUGGAAGCAGACGGCAUUCAUCUCGUCACUGAGCGAGUGCAGCCUCUGGAAGUGGUUUUGGAAACACUGUCUCCUGCGGAGGUCUGUGCUGGGAUCUAUGACAUAUUGCUGGCUCUUAUCUUCCUUCAUGACCGAGGACACCUCACACACAACAAUGUCUGCAUAUCGUCUGUGUUUGUGAGCGAAGAUGGGCACUGGAAGCUGGGAGGAAUGGAAACAGUCUGCAGGGUUCCUCAGGCCACCCCAGAGUUUCUGAGGAGUAUUCGGUCAGUAAGAGACCCAGCAUCUAUUCCUCCUGAAGAGAUGUCUCCAGAAUUCACGACUCUACCAGCGUCCCAUGGACACGCCCGGGAUGCCUAUUCUUUUGGGACACUGGUGGAAAGUUUGCUCACAGUCUUAAGUGAACAGGUUUCAGCGGAUAUUCUCUCCAGCUUCCAGCAGACCUUGCACUCAGCCCUGCUGAGUCCCAGCCCGCAGUGCCGGCCGGCGCUCUGCACCCUCCUCUGCCAUGACUUCUUCAGGAAUGAUUUUCUAGAAGUUGUGAAUUUUUUGAAAAGUUUAACAUUGAAGAGUGAAGAGGAAAAAACUGAAUUUUUCAAAUUCCUGCUGGACAGAGUCAGCUGCCUGUCAGAGGAAUUAAUAGCCUCACGGUUGGUGCCUCUUCUGCUUAACCAGCUGGUGUUUGCAGAGCCAGUAGCUGUUAAGAGUUUUCUUCCUUAUCUCCUCGGCCCUAAAAAAGACGACACGCAGGGAGAAACGCCCCGCCUGCUCUCGCCAGCCCUGUUCCGGGCGCGGGUGAUCCCGGUGCUGCUGCGGCUGUUCGAGGUGCACGAGGAGCACGUGCGGGUGGUGCUGCUGUCCCACCUGGAGGCCUACGCCGGGCACUUCACGCAGGAGCAGCUGAAGACGGUCGUCCUGCCCCAGGUUUUACUGGGCCUGCGUGAUACCAGCGACUCCAUCGUGGCCAUUACUCUUCACAGCCUGGCAGUGUUGGUCUCGCUACUUGGACCAGAGGUGGUUGUGGGAGGAGAGAGAACCAAGAUCUUCAAACGCACCGCCCCAAGCUUUACUAAAACUGUGGACCUUUCCCCAGAAGAUUCUCCUGUGCAUGUCACCUGCAGCCAGCGCAGUCAGAGCUUGCCAAUCUUGAAGAACCCCUCCCCUGGCAUGUUCCCUAAAUGUUUUUCUGACAACGUGCCCAUCAACAGCAAGAAGCACAUACCGCAAGAUUACUACAGUACUCUUCUACAGACAGGUGAUCAAUUUUCUCAGCCUAUCAAAUUUCCCAUCAAUGGCAUCUCCAAUGUGAAAAUUACCUCAGGAGACAGUGGAAAGUUCCCAUCAAGCUCUAAAAAGUCUGAGGAGUGGCCUGACUGGAGCGAGCCUGAGGAGCCUGAGAACAAAACUGUCAACACAGAGGUUUGUCCGCCAGAUCCCCACGCAGCUGCCCAGUCCCCGCUCACUAACCUGAAUGCAGAGGAGGAGCCUUGGGAUGACUUUGAGCCCGGCAGCUUAGAUACCGAAGUAAAUCUGGAAGGUGGAAUGAUGGCCACAAGACCUGUUACCUCAGGGGAGCAAAAGGCCACUCCUGCUUUGCCUUCGAAAUCAAGCCUACCCCAAAAGACCAGUCUUGCACAAAGCAGGGAUGACCCAGACCAAACCAAGCCACCGAAAGUGUUGUCACAAGAAAGGCGCCUUAAAGUUCCAUCAGAACUGGGUUUAGGAGAGGAGUUUACCAUUCAGGUAAAAAAGAAGCCAGUAAAAGACCCAGAGUUGGACUGGUUUGCUGAUAUGAUCCCAGAAAUUAAGCCUUCAGCUGCUAUUCUUAUUUUGCCUGAACUGAGGACAGAAACAGUGGUUCCCAACAAGGAUGUCUCACCAGUGAUGCACUUUUCCUCAAAAUUUGCUGCAGCAGAAAUUACUGAGGGAGAGUCUGCAGGCUGGGGGGAAGAUGGUGAGCUGAACUGGGACGAUAACAGCUGGUGACAGUGGCUGCAAGUCACUUUUCAGGAAAAAGGAUUUCUUUAGAAGAAACAAAAAAAUCAAACUAAUACCUCAGAAGCAGGCACUGCAGAUGAGAAAGCCCCAAAGCAUCCUGUUUUUCUCAUGUCAGGAGCUCUUUUUCCAGUCUGCCAAUGGAAGUGAGAGGAGACCUGGCUUGCUGGCGGAGAGCCCUGGGCAGUGCAGAGGUUCACAGCCCUUCUCAGAGGAAGAGCCUGUGCGUCUGACGGAGGCCAGUUUCUGUGAAGAGCAAGUGGCUGUGGAAAGGUGGAACUUACUGCUUCCUUCCAGAGCAAUUCUGGAAGUAAAGAAAAUAAAUACAAAAAUUCAGGCUGAUUAGCUUAAUUCUGUGCCAUUUCUUUGUCAGAAGAGUAAACUCUAUUAUGGAAUACAACUUAUUGAAAAACUUUUAGCUAUAAAGUAUAUAAAUGAUUUUAAAUUGCUAAGGUUUCCUUAGGCAGCUUAUUUAUUUGUUUACAGAGGUACUAUCUGAGUGAGUGGCCCUGUGGAGACCUGGGCAGUUACCGACUGUUCCACCUGUAUUACCUUGUACCAAAGUCCUUAAUGAGAAAUAUCCCCCACAAUCCUCCUCUCUAAAUGUCCAAUAAAUAAAGACUUAUUUUCACUA
Molecule: messenger RNA, 3321 nt
Organism: Cervus elaphus (red deer)
Lineage: Eukaryota; Metazoa; Chordata; Mammalia; Artiodactyla; Cervidae
Gene: SCYL3
Product: SCY1 like pseudokinase 3
Exons: 14
Coding region: 477-2678 (733 amino acids)
Biological process (GO): protein phosphorylation
Molecular function (GO): ATP binding; protein kinase activity
Source: RefSeq, a predicted model, not a curated record